Echinops telfairi (small Madagascar hedgehog) is the source of this 1456-nucleotide messenger RNA. It is a transcript of the gene HS3ST1, whose product is annotated as heparan sulfate-glucosamine 3-sulfotransferase 1. NCBI's taxonomy places the organism in Eukaryota, Metazoa, Chordata, Mammalia, Afrosoricida, Tenrecidae. Gene Ontology annotation, molecular function: [heparan sulfate]-glucosamine 3-sulfotransferase activity. The transcript is spliced from 2 exons. Bases 191 to 1135 code for a protein of 314 amino acids. The record is from RefSeq and is a predicted model, not a curated record.
CUCGCCGGGGCCUGUCCAUGGCCCAGUCCCGGAGUCCAACCCCGGCGCCCGACGGGCUGGACCGCGGAGCCGCUCAGUAACCGGUGGCCAGCGACAUCCAUGUGUCACUGAUCAGCAGGAGGCAUUCCCCGCCACAGCGCUUCAUGACACAGCGGAGGCGUCCGGCCCACUGAAGCCUCCUGUGUCCAGCAUGGCCGCGCUGCUCCUGGGCGCGGUGCUGUUGGUGUCCCAGCCGCAGGUAGUGCCUUCUCUCCCCGCUGGCCCCGAGGCUCCCAGGCAGUCCGGCCUGCAGGAGCAGAUGCGCAUGGCGGCCCUGUUGUCGGAAGGCCUGGUGCCUGAGGGUGCGCCCCACAAUGGCUCGGUGCGGCAGCUGCCGCAGACCAUCAUUAUCGGGGUGCGCAAGGGGGGCACGCGGGCGCUGCUGGAGAUGCUCAGCCUGCACCCCGACGUGGCAGCCGCUGAGAACGAGGUGCACUUCUUCGACUGGGAGGAGCAUUACAGCCACGGGCUGGGCUGGUACCUGAGCCAGAUGCCGCUGUCGUGGCCGCACCAGCUGACGGUGGAGAAGACCCCUGCCUACUUCACGUCGCCCAAAGUGCCUGCCCGGGUCCACAGCAUGAACCCCGGCAUCCGGCUGCUGCUCAUCCUGCGGGACCCGUCGGAGCGCGUGCUGUCCGACUACACCCAAGUGUUGUACAACCACCUGCAGAAGCGCAAACCCUACCCGGCCAUCGAAGAGGUCCUGGUGCGCGACGGCCGCCUCAACGUGGACUACAAGGCUCUCAACCGCAGCCUUUACCACGUGCACCUGCAGAACUGGCUGCGCUUCUUCCCGCUGGGUCACAUCCACAUCGUCGAUGGCGACCAGCUCAUCAGGGACCCCUUCCCCGAGAUCCAGAAGGUGGAGAGGUUCCUGAAACUGGCCCCGCAGAUCCACGCCUCGAACUUCUACUUCAACAAAACCAAGGGCUUUUACUGCCUGCGGGACAGCGGCCGGGACCGCUGCUUGCACGAGUCCAAAGGCCGGGCGCAUCCGCACGUGGACCCAAAACUGCUCAACAAACUGCAGGAGUAUUUCCAUGAGCCGAAUCAGAAAUUCUUCGAGCUGGUGGGCAGAACAUUUGACUGGCACUAACUGGCUGUCUGCCAGUCUGGGGACCUUUCCUCUUGUAAGUUUGGGUGUCUGUGGAGAGGUGGUGAAGAAGAGAGAGUUUUAAAGGGGCAUUGAAGCUAUAAUUUAUUUGUAAAAUCCAUAAAUUCCUUCUGUACAGUAUUAGAUUCACAAUUGCCAUAUAUACUAGUUCUAUUUUUCUACUUGUUCAAUGGAGGGCAUUUUGUAUUGUUUUUCAUGGUUGUUAACAGUGUGUAAUCCGUCUCUAUAUGAAGGAGCUAAAUCUUUCCCUGGAAAAACAAAGGAGGAGCUAGAAGGAACAAAAAAAAAGGAUUUUUUUCUGGA